AUGAACAGCCCCGAUGGAACCACUCACAAGCGCAAGCGCGACGGCUCUGACAGCCUAGGCCCAGACCCUCAGCGUCUCAACCGCUCCUCCCACGGCAGUAAUGGCAGCAUGCCGGGCGAGAACCAGCCCAACUUCGGCCAUGGCUCCCUGAACUACGAGCAUAGCUCGGACCUCAACAUCGACCAGCAAAUCCUUCAGCAUGUUGGGCCCCAAAAUGGCAUGUCGGAUGACAAUGCCCUGACUGCUAAUGCCAAAGCGGCGCUGGCGGCACACACUCCGCAACACAAGUAUCCGCCUCCCCCGGAUACCCCGUUCGAUGCCAACAACCUCACCUCUUCCCUGUCGUUCGAUGAAAUGAACCAGACCCCCAUGGGUGGUGGCCACAACCACAACUCUACCGCUGCUGCGGUCUAUGCUGCCCGUGAGGCUCAGAGCAUGAACCAGAAGCCGAAUGUCGGCUCGCCCGAGUGGCACCAGAUCCGCAAGAACAACCACAAGGAAGUUGAGCGCCGACGCCGUGAGGCCAUCAAUGAAGGGAUCAACCAGAUUGCCCGUCUUGUGCCGAACUGCGACAAGAACAAGGGCGCCAUUCUGCAGCGUGCCAUCGAGUACAUCUGCCAACUGCAGGAAGAGAAGAAGAGCAUGGACGAGCGGUUCGAGCAGCACAGCCUGACAGCCAACCACGCCAUCACCGAGAUCAGCACCUCCAACUCAAAGCUCAAGGCCGAGGUCGGUCGUCGCAAUACCAUUGCCAUGAAGUGGCUGUCGCGCUGCCGCGAGGCUGGCCUGGACUUUGAUGACUACGAGGAUGCCAAGGAGCUCGAGACGCUGGAGAUGGACUAG
Messenger RNA from Penicillium lagena, 843 nucleotides. Its product is annotated as basic helix-loop-helix domain-containing protein. The transcript has 2 exons. Bases 1 to 843 code for a protein of 280 amino acids. The record is from RefSeq and is a predicted model, not a curated record. Gene Ontology annotation, molecular function: DNA-binding transcription factor activity; protein dimerization activity. Lineage: Eukaryota; Fungi; Ascomycota; Eurotiomycetes; Eurotiales; Aspergillaceae. Gene Ontology annotation, cellular component: nucleus.